AUGGCUCCCACACUUCGCAAGCGCAAGGCCCCCGAGGCUGCUCCCGCUCCUGCGCCUGCUGCUAAGAAGGCCGCUGCUCCUAAGAAAGCUGCUGCGCCCAAGAAGGCCGCUGAGCCCAAGAAGGCUGCUGCUGCUGCUCCCGCUGAGAAGAAGUCCAGCAAGCAGGUUGCUGUUGGCGACAAGAUUGACCUCGACACCUUUGGCGGCGAGAUUGAGACCAACGAUGGCGAGAAGACGACCUUGAAGAAGCUUGUCGAGGCCAGCGGCUCCGGCGUCGUUCUCUUCACCUACCCCAAGGCUUCUACCCCCGGCUGCACCAAGCAGGUUUGCUUCUUCCGCGAUGCCUACGAGCCCCUUACCGCCGACGGCCUCCUCAUCUACGGCCUCAGCGCUGACUCGCCCAAGGCCAACACCACUUUCAAGGACAAGCAGAAGCUCCAGUACCCUCUGCUCUGCGACCCCAAGCAGACGCUCAUUGCCGCCAUUGGCUUGAAGAAGAGCCCUAGCGGCACUCAGCGCGGUGUCUUUGUUGUCAGCAAGGAGGGCAAGGUCCUUGUCGCUGAGGCUGGUAGCCCCCAGGGCACCGUUGAUAGAGUUAAGGCUCUUGUUGAGGAGCUUAAGAAGUAA
Messenger RNA from [Torrubiella] hemipterigena, 627 nucleotides. The record is from the annotation of a GenBank genome assembly. Lineage: Eukaryota; Fungi; Ascomycota; Sordariomycetes; Hypocreales; Clavicipitaceae.